Molecule: messenger RNA, 915 nt
Organism: Symsagittifera roscoffensis
Lineage: Eukaryota; Metazoa; Xenacoelomorpha; Acoela; Convolutidae
Product: beta-1,3-galactosyltransferase 5-like
Exons: 4
Coding region: 1-915 (304 amino acids)
Cellular component (GO): Golgi membrane
Molecular function (GO): hexosyltransferase activity
Source: RefSeq, a predicted model, not a curated record
AUGGCGGCUCUUUUGCCCGAGCCCAUCUUCAACUAUGUUCUAACUGUUGAAGAGUAUGUUUUUGCUCUUUCUGAGCGAAAUAUGCCGGAAAAUUGUGAAAGAGCCCGGAAAAAAGCGCGAAACUACGCAAAUGAUUUCUUUGAGGUCAACAAACCGGAAUCCUAUUGGGACCGCGCCAGCUUGCUAAUGGAGACCUUCAUGACCAAUGACGUCAUCGUAGUGAAUGUAGCAGAAAACUACAAACUGCUCACAGUUCAGCUGAUGAUUGGGUACAUGUGGGUGCAUGAAAAGUGUCCAGGGGCUAAAUAUGUCCUGAAGGUGGACGAUGACACCUACGCCUAUCUAGGCACAGUGGAACACAUCAUCAGACGGACUGAGGAGCGAAACACAGUAAAAGCAUCGUCAGUUUAUGGAGGAAGAUGCGCAGCAGAUACAAAGGUUCUCCGACCAACACUGUUGCGGUCACACAGACGCUAUCGCAAAUGGAUGGUGCCUACUAGCAAAUACUCCGAACCAGUUUACCCGAUGUACUGCAACGGACCCGCCUAUUUCUUCUCAGCCAACCUUCUACCUCAAAUUGUAUCCAAAUGCCCCUUUCACUGCAUUGGACUUAUGCAGGGAAACCUGAGAAAAAAGACUUCGGCAUGUUUUUGGACUCUUGAAGAUGUAUUUUUCGGAUCAUGCAUCGCUACGUUUAGCAAUAAACCUUUCACUGAUUUUGACCUUGACAUGUACAAUUUUUCCUUACUCGGGGGCGUGCCCAGUGUUGAAUCUUUGAACAUCAACGACCCUCCUUUUGCUAUACACCCAGUGAAAAGUGCACGCGUUCUGGAGAAGCUGCAUCGAUUUUACCAUGGAGUUGAAAUUGAGAGUUUGAACAGCAAGAGAAGUAUAGAGAUAUCAGAUUCAACCUAA